Messenger RNA from Iphiclides podalirius (scarce swallowtail), 924 nucleotides. NCBI's taxonomy places the organism in Eukaryota, Metazoa, Arthropoda, Insecta, Lepidoptera, Papilionidae. The record is from the annotation of a GenBank genome assembly.
AUGGCGGUACGUCCAUUACCUGCUGAGUUGGCUGAAAAGGCUUGUAUGGAGUUAAAUGAGGAAAAAAGCAAAUUAGAGGAAAGCUUGCAGCAUUUGAAGGAAUGGCUCUCUAAGCAGCCGCAUUUGCGGGCACGGACUGAUGACCAAUGGCUUGUAGCGUUUUUGCGCGGCUGUAAGUUUAGCAUUGAGCGAACGAAGGAGAAGAUUGAUUUAUAUUACUCGCUCAGGGCCACCGCUCCCGAACUUUAUCCUUUAAAGUAUAACGAGCCGAAGUUUUUGGAGAUUCUCGGUCUGGGGGUACUACUUGUCUUACCAAGAACCUCAAAUCCAGCAGAUCCUAGAGUACUUCUCAUGAGAGCAGGUGCAUAUGACCCAGAAAAGUACUCGGUGACCGAUGUUAUGUCUGUCAAUGUUGUUAUACAAAAAAUUCUUCUUAUGGAAGAUGAUAAUUUUGUCGUUGCUGGAGGUGUUUCGAUAAUGGAUUUGCAAUACGCUACCAUGGCUCACUUCACGCAAAUUAGUCCUAUGAUAAUGAAAAAAAUGACGGUAGCAUUUCAGGAAGCUACACCUAUUCGAAUGAAAGGUGCUCAUUAUUUGAAUGCGCCGUCUGGUUUCGAGACUAUUUUCAAUUUCAUGAAGAAUUUCCUAAAUGAGAAGAACAAAAAGCGCUUAUAUGUACAUACUAAAGAUUCUGAUUCUUUAUACAAGUACGUACCGAAAGAAAUAUUACCCGUUGAGUAUGGGGGUAAUGGAGGCACAAUUCAAGAACUAAUUGAAUGGAACAAAAAGAAGGUAUUGGAGUACAGUGCAUGGUUAGAAGAGGAUUUGCAAUUGGGUACUGAUGAGUCUAAGCGUCCUGGAAAGCCUAAAACUGCCGAAGAUAUUUUUGGUGUUGAAGGAUCCUUUAGACAGCUUCAGUUCGAU